AUGGCACAAUCAGCUUUAGAAACAUGCGAAAUAUGCGACCAAGCAUUGGGUAUUGAUAAUUGCGAAGAGUGCGAACAACUGUUUUGUAAUAAUUGUAAAUUGAUGCACCUAAGAAUGAAAAUAUCUCGAAAUCACACUUUUAAAGAGGUAGAUCAUGAGGAAGUAAAAUUAAACUUGUGUGACGAACAUAAUCUGGGAUAUAUUUUAUACUGUGAGAAAUGUAAUUCGUUCGUAUGUAAGACAUGUAUAAUUGAGAACCAUAAAGGUCACGAAUUGGAGGAUAUAAAUGUUGCCAAAAUAUCAAAAUUGCAAGUUGAAGUGUCGGCAAAAUUAGAGAGUUGUUCGAAAGCGAUGCACGAGGGACAUCGUUAUGCGCUUUUGGUGCAAAGCCAGAUGAAGAAUUUUGAAAAGGAUUGUAAAAAGGCAAGAGAACAAACUAAAAGUCGCGGUGAUACGCUUAAAUGUAAUGUGGAUAAAAUAGUAGAUUCGCAAACCAAACGGAUUUUGAAAAACGAGCAAUUCCAGAAACAGAAAGCAAAGACGUAUAUUGAUGCAGUAGAACUACUUGACGAAAAUCUUAACAAACUGAAACUUGAGCAUCGGAAGAUUCAUGAAAACAGAAGUGGCGUUGCCUUACUAAAGUCGUUAGAAAAGUUUCAAAAAGAAAAUUUUGACUUAGAAAUACCUGUCAUGCCAUCUUUGGGUCGUAUUCAUGCUGCAAUACUUAAUUAUGAACCUAGCAUCUAUGUUCGGACUGUGGCUUUAUUUGAUGACUACAAGUUUGAUUGUGGUUCUAAAUAA
Mytilus trossulus (common blue mussel) is the source of this 801-nucleotide messenger RNA. RefSeq names its product transcription intermediary factor 1-beta-like. Lineage: Eukaryota; Metazoa; Mollusca; Bivalvia; Mytilida; Mytilidae. The coding region runs from base 1 to 801 and encodes 266 amino acids. The transcript has a single exon. The record is from RefSeq and is a predicted model, not a curated record. Gene Ontology annotation, molecular function: zinc ion binding.